Molecule: messenger RNA, 1167 nt
Organism: Oppiella nova
Lineage: Eukaryota; Metazoa; Arthropoda; Arachnida; Sarcoptiformes; Oppiidae
Source: the annotation of a GenBank genome assembly
AUGUCUUUGAAGACAAGACAUUCACUUCUGGAGUACAGGUUUGGGGAUCUGUUGGGCAAAGGAACCUAUGGAACAGUAUAUAAGGGAUUCAAAAAGGGAAACCCGGAAGAAGUGGUUGCCAUCAAAUGUGUCCACAAGAGCUCACUCUCGAAGCAAUCGAUUGAUGGCAUCAUUAAUGAGAUAUCGAUCACAAAGAAAGUGAAGAAUGAGUUCAUCGUUGAACUGAAGGACUUCAAGUGGACUGAGAGUCAUAUAUAUCUGAUAUUUGAGUUCUGCAGUGGAGGAGAAUUGGCGCAAUUGAUCCGAAAGAAUAAACGAUUUUCGGAACCAAUUGUUCGCCAUUUUUUGCAACAGAUAGCGACAGCUCUGAAGACAUUGCGGUCGCACUCCAUCGCACACAUGGAUCUCAAGCCACAGAACAUUCUCAUCUCAUCUAAGAUUUGUGGCAAUUGUUGGCGAAAUGUUGUCCUAAAGAUCGCUGACUUUGGAUUCGCUCAAUACCUGCGCUCUGAAGACUCGGCCACAUCUCUGAGAGGUUCGCCUCUAUAUAUGGCUCCAGAGAUUCUGUUGGGAACCAAAUAUGACGCCAGUGUUGACCUCUGGUCCGUCGGUAUUAUACUCUACGAGUGUCUCUUCGGAAGCGCUCCCUUUUGUUCAGAAAGUUUCGAAGAAUUGACUCAAAAAAUCAAAAGUCGGGAACCGAUCAAAAUUCCCAAUGAUAUUGACAUAUCAGACAAUUGUAGAGACAUUUUGAAUCGACUUUUACAAAGAGAUCCUAAAAAUAGGAUUUCAUUCGACGAGUUCUUUGAUCACCCGUUCAUUGAUUUAGAGCACAUGCCGUCCAUCGAGUCUUACGCCAAAGGCGUUCAACUAAUACAAGAAGCCGUCGAUAACGACCAGAAAUGUCGUUAUAACGAGUCCUUCAGUCUAUAUACUCAAGGUCUCCAGUAUUUGGUUCCCGUGUAUAGUUGGGGCGACGGCACCACUGUUUGGGAUCAAAGCAAACAACAGAUUCUUAAAAGCAAAUUAACUCAAUAUAUGGAAAGAGCAGAACAGCUGAAGAUUAGUUGUGGACUCAUUGCUGUAGAUAUCAAAGAUAUGGAGUCCAUUCAAAACGCCUACCAAUUAGUCGAAGGAGCGGAACAGUCGAUCAAAUCAAAGGCAUAA